CACUUUUGACACCAAUCAUGUAAUUUUUCCAAUUUUUUCAAAAUUCUGUUUACAAAAUUAUCAGUUAAAAUGUUACCCUUCAAAGCUAACACCAAGAUCCUGGCAUCAUUCUUCAAAACAUAUCCCGUUAUAUCCUCACAAAUCGUGAGGAAACGGGCGACAUUUACUUCAGAAAAUUCGGAGUCUGUCGAUUUGGCUUACGCAUCUUACGAGAGCACUGAAUCUGAGAAUAAUCCACUGCCUCCCUUAGUAAUAUUACAUGGGUUGUUGGGAUCGAAGAACAAUUGGAACAGUAUGAGCAAGGCUAUCCAUAGAACGACUGGGCGGAAAGUAAUCAGUGUAGACGCGCGUAACCAUGGUGACAGCAGGCAUUCUUCGCAACACAGCUAUGUUCACAUGGCUCACGAUGUUAUGAACCUGCUGAAAAAGUUGGAGCUGUCUAAAGUGUCCGUUAUGGGACAUAGUAUGGGGGGCAGGACUGCUAUGGUGCUGUCAUUGCUUUGUUCUGAUCUAGUCUCGAGUCUAAUAGUUGUGGACAUAUCACCAGUAAAAACAAGCCCUCAUAUCAACUCAAUGGCAAACCUCUUAGAGGCGAUGUCAGCCGUCUCCGUGCGCCCCGGCAUUGCCAUGUCCAAGGCUAGGAAAGUAGCCGACGAGCAACUCAAGUCAAUAACACCAGAUGUCAACUUGAGGAACUUCAUGAUAACGAACCUGGUGCAACUUCACACAGGAGCUUAUACUUGGAGAGUCAACCUGCCGGUUUUGAAGGAGAACUUUUCGUCACAUAUUUCGAAGUUUCCAUCUAGUUUGAAAGGGUUGCAGUACUGUGGGCCUACUUUAUUUAUAGGAGGGUCUCUGUCAGACUAUAUAGGUAAAAAUGACCUGCCAGAGAUCCAAGAGUACUUUCCGCUGGCAGAACUGGUGUUCAUCGACGGUGCCGGUCACUGGGUCCACAGCCAGAAGCCCCAACCCUUCCUAGAAACCGUUUGCAAGUUCUUAAAAGAAAAGUAAUAGCCAUAUUAUAAUUUAAAAAAAUAUUAAAUUAGGUAAAAUAAAUUGUGAUUUAGUUCACCAUUUGUGAUUAUUAUUACCAUUGGAGAUUUUAUUUUAGCAAUUGUGAUAGUGAAAUGUACAAAUUAAAUCAGUUUUGUUGUAAAUAUAUUUUUUUGUUGUUAACCGUAA
Leguminivora glycinivorella is the source of this 1182-nucleotide messenger RNA. RefSeq names its product protein ABHD11-like. The record is from RefSeq and is a predicted model, not a curated record. Lineage: Eukaryota; Metazoa; Arthropoda; Insecta; Lepidoptera; Tortricidae. The coding region runs from base 70 to 1011 and encodes 313 amino acids. Gene Ontology annotation, cellular component: mitochondrion. The transcript is spliced from 3 exons.